UUGUCGCUCUAUUCAUCUUUUCUUUUCUCCCAAAAACUAAACCAUAGAAGCAACAAAUCUCAAAGCCAAUUUCUAAAUCCUUUUGAAAGAUACAGAGAGAAACGAUGAAUAGAGGAGUGUUAGAGAGUUCGCCGGUACAACACCUCACGGCGGCUGAAAACCCUAACUGGUGGAAUAAAGUAAGCGGUGGCUUGAUGAGACCACCGUCGCAGCAGCCGCCUUCUACCACCACCUAUCUUCCACCGAGUAUCUUGCCCAACUUCUUUUGUUCUCCGAGUUCUUCUUCAUCUUCUUCUUCACCUUCUCUGCCUCCCACGAGUAACCCUAACUCCUCUUAUUGGUUUGGGAAUAGUGAUGAUCUGCCUCUUGACCAACCAUUGAGCCUUAGCCAACUACUCUUGGGUGGACUGAUGGUAGGAGACGAAGAAAAAAUGAACGUGAUGAACCAUCAUCGUCAUCAAAAUCAACAGCAUAAUUACCAAGAGAAGAAGCUAGAGAAUUGGAAAGAACACUUUUUGAGGCACCAAGCUUCCAUCAAACAAGAUAUUAACAAUAAUAAUGGUAAUGUGAUGAUGUCGUCACCGAACACACCUCUAAACAAGUCUUGUGUUGCAACAACAACAACAAUUCACAACAUCAAUGAAGAAAACAACAAUAACAAUCACAAUGGUCUUAACUUGUCAGAGUGUAAUAGCUCAGAGAUUGGUGGGUCUUCUUUUGCAAAUAAGAAACCAAAGCUUCAAGUACCUUCUUUUCUUCCUACUCUCAAGGUGAGAAAAGAGAAACUUGGAGUCCGAAUCGCAGCUCUUCAUCAGCUAGUAUCUCCCUUUGGCAAGACUGACACAGCGUCUGUCUUGUCCGAGGCUAUUGGAUACAUUAGAUUCCUCCACAGUCAAAUUGAGGUUCUAAGUGUACCAUACUUUGGUACUCCCACGAGGAAUAUUAUGAUGCACCAAAAUGCACAAGGAGAGAUGAAAGGUAUAUUUCCUGAGGACCCUCAGCUUGUGCAUGAGUAUUGCAUGAAAAGAUCAAAAGGAGCUUCAUCGUCAUCUAGGAACAAUCAAGAAUCAAACCUUAACGAGGAACAUAAGAAAGAUUUGAAAAGUAGAGGACUCUGUCUUGUCCCCAUUUCAUGCACACUCCAAUUUGGCAGCGACAAUGGCGCCGAUUAUUGGGCUCCGGCGUUCGGGGUCACUUUCCGGUGAUCCAUUCACUUUAUUAUAUUUGGAUUUUGGUCAGUCGAAAAUUAAAUGAUAGAAGAAUAAAUAGUAAUGUUAUAACAUUAUGAGCAUCCAAUCUAUUGAGAGAGAGAAGGAAAAAAAAAAGAGUUUCCAAGAUUGAUUGCUCAUGAUGUUAUACGAUCACUUUAAAAACUCGAAGAUUGUUUUUUGGCGUUUGGCCUUUGAAGAUUUGCAGUUGACGUUGACGUGUAUGAGAUGGGCAAGUGAAUUAUGUUUUCUUGAUUAA
This is a messenger RNA of Eutrema salsugineum, 1467 nucleotides long. RefSeq names its product transcription factor bHLH133. The coding region runs from base 105 to 1205 and encodes 366 amino acids. Gene Ontology annotation, cellular component: nucleus. Gene Ontology annotation, biological process: regulation of transcription by RNA polymerase II. The record is from RefSeq and is a predicted model, not a curated record. Gene Ontology annotation, molecular function: RNA polymerase II cis-regulatory region sequence-specific DNA binding; DNA-binding transcription factor activity, RNA polymerase II-specific; protein dimerization activity. NCBI's taxonomy places the organism in Eukaryota, Viridiplantae, Streptophyta, Magnoliopsida, Brassicales, Brassicaceae. The transcript is spliced from 8 exons.